Penicillium chermesinum is the source of this 2337-nucleotide messenger RNA. RefSeq names its product C2H2-type zinc finger protein. Gene Ontology annotation, cellular component: chromatin. The record is from RefSeq and is a predicted model, not a curated record. Lineage: Eukaryota; Fungi; Ascomycota; Eurotiomycetes; Eurotiales; Aspergillaceae. The transcript has 3 exons. Gene Ontology annotation, molecular function: DNA-binding transcription factor activity, RNA polymerase II-specific; RNA polymerase II cis-regulatory region sequence-specific DNA binding; zinc ion binding. Bases 1 to 2337 code for a protein of 778 amino acids. Gene Ontology annotation, biological process: DNA-templated transcription; regulation of transcription by RNA polymerase II.
AUGGCUCCCUCCGCUCCCGGAACCGCCAGCAACUCGCCGGCCAAAAAGACCUCAGCUCCGGAGAAAAAAUACAAGUGUCAAUUUUGCAAUCGCGCCUUCAGCCGCAGCGAACACCGAAGCAGACAUGAGCGUUCUCACACCAAAGAACGACCCUUCAAGUGUUUGAAAUGCCGCAGCACAUUCGUCCGUCGUGACCUUCUUUUGCGCCAUGAUCGAACUGUUCACGCCAAAGAUGGAGGAGUUCCUCUGGUUGCAGAGGGCCGCAGACGCGGUGGAGGUGUUCAGAAGCCCUCAUCAGCAGGAUCGGGCCCUUCAAAGCCUUCGAUCACUAUUGAUCCAGCUACGCUAGAGCAGAUUGAGGCAAGCAGUGAUGGUAUGGUCGACCUUGAAACUGCAGCUAUGUUGAUGACAGAUUUCCAACAUAAGGCUGCAGCAGCGGCGACUGGUCAGGUUUCCGAACGCUCCGAAUCGCUUUCCCCUGGUCGUGGCUCGUUUGAUCCCUACCUAUCUGGCAACGCGACCCUGCCCCAGAUGCCUUGGGACACUCUCGUUUCCCCCGUGGAUAGCACCUCGAUGCCUACUCUCGUUGACCGCCACGGGCCCGUCGGCGAUGUCCUUCUGUCCAACUCGAUGCCCAUGUCUGGAAACUCAACUCCUAACGCGUUGUCCCCGUAUCCCUCCAUGACUGGACCCGUUAGUCCGGUGAACUACCGCCGCUCUCCCGGCCCUAGUCAAGCAUUGACCCUGCCAAAGGCCCCUCAAAUUGCAGAUGAUAUCGAGCGCAAUCUUUUGGUAGAGAGCGUCCAAGACGCUGAUCAUCUUGGUGCCCUCCCAGACACUUUCCAGCUGCCUGCUACUCUCUCAUUGAACAGAUACUUGUCUACCUAUUUCAAUCUGUAUCACCCGCAUCUGCCGUUCCUGCAUCAGCAAUCAUUCAACCCGAUCACUGUGUCGCCCCCUUUGCUGCUCUCCGUCCUAUCGAUCGGCGCUCUCUACACCUUUGAGCGCGAGCAGGCUUUCAUGCUCCAUGUCGGGUCGAAGGUAUUAGUCAACCAGUUUCUUCAGCACAAGGACAACUUCGACUCGCGCAAGUGCCCUCUGUGGCUCAUGCAGAGCAGCCUGUUGAACAUGGUCUUUGAGAGCUGGUCUGGUGACCCCAAGGGACUUGAGUGGACCUGCUCCAUCAAGAGUCUUCUGGCCAACAUGGUUGCCGGUAACCGCUACCAGCUCAAGGUUCGCACCGAGGCACGCCAGGGCAUCCAGCCAUCGCGGGAGGAGUGGAUCGAGGAUGAGUCGUGCCGCCGCACCUACUUCGCGGUGUACAUUUUCUUUGGCAUGCUCACCUUGACUUUCAAUCACACCCCCGCCAUGAGCUUCGAUGAGUUCGACACUUUGGAACUUCCUUCAUCUGAGUCGCUCUGGAAUCUCGAUGCCUCUGAUGAGGAGACCUGGCGCCGCGCCUCAAUCUCAAGCACCUUAACUGUUCGUGAGGCACACGACUUCCUUUUCCAGGGCGAGCAGACUCGCUACAGCGCCUUCGCUACCCGUGUCUUGAUCAAUGCUCUGUUCCUGCAAGUCUGGAACCACAAACGUAGCUUCGAGGCCCUGCAGGAUGUCGUCACUGAGUACAAGCUCCGCUUGGCUUUGGAGACCUGGGAGAGCUCUCUGGAGGUGUGUGAGCCAGAGACCAUCGUUGUCCCUCUCAGUACCCCCCAGAAGGGCCAUCCUCUGAUCUUCAACUCCAUGGCCGUCUACCGCAACACGCGCGCCCGCCUGGAAGUUGACCUGAAGUCCAUCCAGGAGGCCAUGCGGUACCACUCCUCCUACGAAGUGGCGGCCGCUAUGACUGUUGCCCGCGAGAAGGUUAAGCGUUCCCAGGAGAUGAACAAGGUUGUGCAGCAAUGCUUCGAGUGCAUUGAGAUUGCUGCCAUCCAGGGCAUUAACUGGGUUGCAAAGACCUCCGCCACCAACUGGAGUGUCGAGCACCCUCUCUGUGGUCUUGACCUGAUGGUCAUUCUCAGUCUCUGGCUCUAUCGCCUGGAACAUGACGAAGAGCCAGCCACCGAGGCCGAGAUGGCCAUCUACAACAAGGUUCGCAAUCUGUUUGAUGACGAUGCCAUCGACGCCUUUGGCAAACUCAGCAGUACUGUCGCCCGCGUAUGGGGUAAUAUCCUGGACGGCGUUGUUGUUUGGGGAAUCACCAAACUGAUGGGCGAAUCAUUCAAGCUCCAUUCGCAAGCUCUUGUCGGCUACGAAGAUUCUCUGCGUGUCGCAAAGGAUCAGCCGAUUCACGCCGUGUCCACGAAGUCGCUCGCCAGCGUCGGAACGGCCUAUUAA